AUGGCAGGGGUAAGUGGAAGAUUGCUUGUAUAUAUAGCUCUGCUACUACUUUUGACGGAGGUCAGCGGCUUUCUGCAGGAAUUUUCCGCAGUUGCGGCUGCAACUUCAGAGAGUUGUCCCCGAUGUCAUCCCCAUACCACGGUGGCGCCCACUUCGCGCUUGGAGAAGACGCUAGAAAAGAAACAAGGGCAUGGGAAGCAUCACAGAAGCGAGCUUGCUCUUACCAAACUUUUUGUCAUUAACCGUCAUGGGCACCGCGCUCCGAAUGCACCCUAUUGGGAUUUUUGUCCUAACGAUCUAAAAAACCGGCGCAGAUACGAUGUGCACUCAGAGGAUGUCACGGGGCUGGGCAUGAAGGAAGAGUAUGAAUUGGGGCAAUACCUUCGGCGCAAAUAUGCCAGCUUCAUUGGUAAACGCUUUAACCGCACUUUACACUUCUUCCGUGCAGUGGGGGAGCCUCGUAUUUUGCAGUCCGCCGUGGCAGUCGCACAAGGGAUUUUUCCUGACGGUUUUGGCCCCGGUGCUUUUCUUCCCAAUCGACCGCAGUUUGUUCCUGUCUUCUCUGACAUGGACACACACGAGUACUUGCUGGACGAUGUGCCCUGCUUUAGGCGUGCGGAGAAAGAUGUGGAGCAGUGGGUCAAUAAAAGUCUUGCAGAGUUUGUUGCCGACGCGAAUGUCGCAAAUGUGUUACGCUACAUGAAACACGUAUGCGGGAAGCCCACGAAGGAACCACCUUCAUUGUUUGCCUACAUCAAAACUGUGGCUGAUGGCAUGAUAUUUAAUGGGGAUUAUGGCUUAAAGGUUUGUGGUGGUCGAGUUGCACCUGACAUGCUUUUUCAAAUCCGCAAUGUAUCUAUGCGGCUUCUCUUGGCACGACUUUAUAAUACAGAUGAACAAAAAACUUACACGGCUGUGGAUCUGCCGCACCGCUUACUUCGUAUGCUGGAAGGCAGUCAUCUACCGACAGAGAAGCAGAUAGAUGAUUUUGUAGACACACGACAGGAAUCUAUCUUUUACUUUCUUCAUCGUGAGGGGCUCUACGCACUUGCGGAAUUCUUUGGCUUCACGUACAAUGUUCCCUGCCUUCCGCGCAGUGAGCUUCCCGUUGCCUCUACACUUAUCGUUGAGAAGCUAGAACCGAAAGAGCUACUGCGUCUUGGAAAGAAGGGACCCGUUUAUGUGAAGAUCGUUCUGAAGACACCGUAUGACGGAACGAGCACCGUUGAGGUGCCGCAAUGUAAAGUGCCUCAACUAUGUCAAGUCCACGAGUUGCGGCGCAUCUACAAUCAACGUGUUGCCCGCACAGGGAGCUGGGAAAAGCUAUGCAACUACACCUACAUGGAAAUUGACCACCAUACGGACAUUCGCUAA
This is a messenger RNA of Trypanosoma rangeli, 1374 nucleotides long. RefSeq names its product putative acid phosphatase. Gene Ontology annotation, biological process: dephosphorylation. NCBI's taxonomy places the organism in Eukaryota, Euglenozoa, Kinetoplastea, Trypanosomatida, Trypanosomatidae. The transcript has a single exon. Bases 1 to 1374 code for a protein of 457 amino acids. The record is from RefSeq and is a predicted model, not a curated record. Gene Ontology annotation, molecular function: phosphatase activity.